Molecule: messenger RNA, 4216 nt
Organism: Pseudophryne corroboree (corroboree frog)
Lineage: Eukaryota; Metazoa; Chordata; Amphibia; Anura; Myobatrachidae
Gene: CTDP1
Product: CTD phosphatase subunit 1
Exons: 13
Coding region: 401-3322 (973 amino acids)
Cellular component (GO): nucleus
Molecular function (GO): RNA polymerase II CTD heptapeptide repeat phosphatase activity
Source: RefSeq, a predicted model, not a curated record
CAGCGCUGCCCCGCCCCCAAACGCGAAGCUAAUUCACCAAAGCGGGAAGACGGUGAACCUUGUCCUUACGAAUCACACCCUCCCUCCCCCGGCCAUCAUCAGGAGUGGGCGCACCGACAUUGGCAUAGAGGGCGGGGCCUCCGUACUGCACAGGGCCGAGCUCCUCCCCUCCUGUGUAGCUGCCGCACGGCCUGGAUGUUUACAUGGGGGCCGCUCCCCCUUCUCUCUAGACCUCGCUCUGCUGCUGCUGUCACACAGCCCGGACCGCGGCCGCGUGGGCGUCUCAGCGGCUCCUCCUCCUCGGCAGCGCGUCACUGGCUCCGCACGGGGUCACUACUGUUGCCAUAGAGACCGCGGCCUGUGAGAGUGCGGCCUGUCCGGGCGGAGCGCUGGCCGGGACAUGCAGAGCAUGCAACGGAGAAAGCAGGAGGACGGGGACAUAUCGCGACCGAGCCAGUGCAGCGAGGUGCGCUUCCCGGGGCCCCGGCCCAUGCGGCUGCUGGAAUGGAAGGUGUCUACCGGGAUGUCCGUUCAGAUCGGUUCCGUACUGGCACUGGGGGCCACUAUCCCGGGGGCUGAGGCCAGAGAGCCCCGUGGGCCAGAGGGCGGGAGGCCGCACAGAGCGCCAGAGAGAAAAGUCAAAUCGGACCGCACAGGAGUGGUGCUGGAGCUGUGUGUAAAGCCGGGUCAGGUCAUCUCUGCCGGGGGUGUUUUGGUACGGCUGUCGGGCUGUAACCACCCUGUGGUUAUGAAAGGUUUGUGUGCAGAAUGCGGUCAGGACUUGACACAGUUACAAAGCAAGAAUGGGAAACAGCAGGUGCCAUUAUCAACAGCUACUGUUUCUAUGGUUCACAGUGUCCCAGAACUCAUGGUCAGCUCGGAGCAAGCUGAACAGCUGGGACGUGAGGACCAACAUAGACUGCACCGAAACAUGAAGCUUGUCCUCAUGGUUGAUUUAGACCAGACAUUAAUCCAUACUACAGAACAGCACUUCCAACAUAUGUCUAGAAAGGGAAUAUUCCAUUUCCAGUUAGGUAGAGGGGAACCAAUGCUGCACACCCGUCUGCGCCCUCAUUGUAAAGAAUUUUUAGAGAAGAUUUCCAAGCUGUACGAGCUGCAUGUUUUUACCUUUGGUAGCAGGCUUUAUGCUCAUACUAUUGCAGGGUUUUUAGAUCCGGAGAAGAAGCUUUUCUCACAUCGAAUAUUAUCUCGGGAUGAGUGUAUUGAUCCAUUUUCCAAAACCGGGAAUCUUAGAAAUCUUUUUCCCUGUGGGGACUCUAUGGUAUGCAUUAUUGAUGAUCGAGAAGAUGUGUGGAAAUUUGCACCUAAUUUGAUUACAGUUAAAAAGUAUGUCUACUUUCAAGGUACGGGUGACAUCAAUGCCCCUCCAGGUUCAAGGGAGGCACAGAUGAAAAAGAAAGAAAGCAUUUCUAAAGUAUCUGCAGAAGCACAGCAGUCUGAAUCGCUUGCACAGGACUCUGAUCAGGCCAAGAACCUUCCUCUAGAGGAGCAGAGUAAUGGGCUUGGCAAAAGCAAAAAGGAGCUCAAUGGUGGCCCUUCAGACAGCAACCUCAAAAGGGAGUCUGAUGCCAGUGAUGGGCAACAGGAACAAGACACUGCUGCAAGUCAGGAUACCUGUCUCUCUGAUGGCAAGGAUGUAACACAAUUGACGGAAACUCAACCAUCUGUAGGGCAAGAUGAUAGGACAGUGGUUGCCAAUUCUCAAAUAAAGACUGAUGCAGCAAAGGAUCUAGACUUUGACCUUUCCAGUGAUAGUGACAGCGAGUCUGACAUUAGAAAAACACAAUCUCCUUCUUCCUCUGGGAGCGAAAAUGAAUGUAAAAGAAGUUGGAGGAAGUCAAAAACACUGGACCAGGUGUAUGCUGUGUCACAAGAACCUUGUAAAGAGGAUUUAUCUGACAAACAGGGGACUGAGAACCACAGUAGUGAUGACAGACUAUUAUUUGAUUCAAAAGAUAAAAUGCUAACAGAAGUUGAGGAGAUGGAGGUUAAGGAUGUAGAACAGGACAGUCUUUGUGACUUGGGAAAUGGAAAUACAGAUAAAAAGGAGGUAGAAACGGAAUCCCAGAAUAGCGAACAGUCUGGUAUUACAGUUGGAGAGUCAUUAGAUCAAAGUAUGGAAGAAGAUGAUUAUGAUAGUGAUGACAUGGAUGAAGAUGAUCAUUUAAUAUACCUUGAGGAGAUUCUUGUCAGAGUACACACAGAUUAUUAUGCAAAGUAUGAUCGAUACCUGAAGAAAGAGAUAGAAGAGGUCCCAGAUAUUCGUAAAAUAGUGCCAGAGCUAAAGAGUAAAAUUUUGGAAAGCACGAUUAUUGCUUUCAGUGGCCUUCAUCCUACAAACUUUCCCAUUGAGAGAACACGGGAAUAUUACCAUGCCAGAGCAUUGGGUGCAAAAAUCAGCAAAAACCUGGUUUUAAAUGGUGAUGAUCCUACCAAAGUGACACACCUGAUUGCAGCAAGGACAGGUACUGAAAAAGUCAAACAAGCUCAGAGUUGUGAACACCUUCAUGUUGUAAACCCGGAUUGGCUUUGGAGCUGCCUGGAAAGAUGGGAAAAAGUAGAAGAACAACUUUUUCCAUUAAAGGAUGAUUACUUGAAAUCUCAGAGGACAAAUAGCCCCACCAGCUUUCCAGAGAUACAGAGUGCUUUUCAAACUCCACUCUUUCAUCCUACACCUAUUCACCCGAAGACGCAACCAGGUCCAGAAGUACGGCUGUAUGACUCGGUCACCGGAAAACUCAUCCGGAAAGGAUCCCAGGACUCCAGUCAGUCGCCAUAUAUUCAAGCACCUUGUCACCCUCUGAGCUUAGCUGUACAUGGAGAGCACUCGUCCUUCAGAGUUGUACAACCUCAUCAAGAACAAAUGUUUGAUGAUGAAGAGCUGCCUACAGCAAGUGCAGAUGAGGAACAGUCUGGUCCAGCCCGGAGAAAACGCCAGCCAAGUAUGUCUGAAACGAUGCCUCUAUAUACACUUUGUAAAGAGGAUUUGGAGAGCAUGGAUAAAGAAGUUGAUGACAUCUUGGGAGAAGGCAGCGAUGACAGUGAUAGUGAGAAAAAGAAGACUGUUAAAGUAAAGAAACAACCGAGUACAACACAAGAAAGCUCGGAGAAGACCCCAGAAUCCUCUUCAUCAAGUCAGCAGAGCCUAUCAGAUAGCACACCACGAGGCCAAAAGAGAAAAUUGGAUGUGGAUGAAGACGAUGCUGCAAGCGAGUCUAGCAAUGAGGAUGAGGAAGGAAGCAGUUCUGAGGCUGAUGAAAUGGCAGCAGCAAUCGAAGCUGAACUCAAUGACUUCAUAUAACAUCUAUGCCAAUAGGGAGACACUUGUAAUUUGUGUAAUUGCACACAAAUGAAAUUAACUUUUUCUGAGUUGCUACUUCAGUGUAUGUAUGAUUAUUAUUUUUCUUGACAGAAGCAUCUUUGUAUAUUUUGCGAGGAACACAUUAUUUUACACAUUUCAGGCUGGUUGUUUUAAAGGUGUUUUACUUAAGGAGCUCUAAUACUUUUACAUUUUUUCUUUCAGUAGAAGGAAACCAGUAUUAAGUUGAAGUGUUGUAAUAUGCCAAAGACAUGUAUUGCUUUUGUCUAAGCUUUACAGAUUUUGAGAGGGUUUCCUGUGACUUUUUUUUUUUUUUUUGUAAUUUUUUUUCUUUUUUUUUUUUUUGCUUUUUCCCCCUUCUGCCAGUUCUUUGAGAGGUAGUGCAAUCCAUUGGCAGACGUAAGCCUUGUUUCUGUGUGUGUGUGUGUGUGUGUGUGUGUGUGUGUGUGUGUGUGUAUAUAGUUAUAUAUUUUACAUACAUAUAUAUACACACACAUAUAUCAAUUUUGUAUAAAUCUAGAAAAUAUGAUCUGAGAAAAUGAUGGACUUGUCACCUGCCUCUAACUGAUGUCACUAAGUAAAUAAUGCUGUUUUUACUUGUUCCUCUGUGCAUUAGUUUGGAUUUGUUAGAAAAGCAGUGUUUAGAUUUUUAACCUUGCCUCUCUGUGCUGGUACUGCAGGUUAGUUCAGGUCUGUAUGGCCACAUGGAACUUAUUCAUAGGAUGUUCUCUAGAGAGAGGAAAAAAUACUAUAGCUUAACAUGCAAUAUGGUUUUAUUCGGGAGAGAACUAAUGUAAAGUUUUUGUAUAUUCUAUUUCAUAUAUGACCCACAAAACAGAUUUCUUUCGUUUAAUAAAACAAACCCAUUUUGUAGAA